AUGUUCACUGGAAAUUUGGCAGAACCUCAUCACACUGAAAUUAUGAUGACAGAUGUUCAUGAAGAUGCUUUGAAAUUACUAAUUAACUUCUGUUAUACAUCUAGUAUAAUUAUAGAUGAAUCAAUAGUGGCAAUAUUAUUGGCAACAGCAAAUUAUAUCCAAUUUAAUGAAAUUGAAGAUAUUUGCUAUAAAAAAACUCUACUCAGUAAGGUUGCUUAUAAUAAAUUCAUCAAAUCAAACGAUAAAUGUCGCAAACUAGUGGAAAAAGCCAAAAUUCAAUUACUUCAUUCAGACAAACAACCGUCUACGCAGAGUUUGAAGCCAAGUGUAAUGGAGUCAUCACGAGAAAUUUUAUUUGUAGUUGGAGGUUGGUUUGACCACAAUGCUAUGUCAAUAGUGGAGUAUUACGAUCCUGAUAUUGCUGAUUGGACAUUGGUAGCAUCAAUGGCAAAAAGAAGAUGUGGAGUUGGAACAUCUGUUUUGAACGGAAUAUUAUACACAGUUGGUGGACACGAUGGUCGAGAUGCUAUGGGUAAUAAUAUAUAUGUUAUUGGUGGGCAAGAUACCUAUCAACAUUUUAAUUCAGCAAUAAAGUAUGAUCCAAACAUAAAUAUGUGGUCAAGUAUGGCUUCUAUGACAACCGCAAGAGUUGGAGUGGCAGUAGGAGUAAUUGACAGUUGUAUUUACGCAAUAGGAGGUUUCAAUGGAGAAUAUGUAUUAAACACAGUUGAAAGAUAUGAUCCGCGAGAGAAUGUAUGGUGUCUUGUUUCGUCCAUGUCUACCAAACGAAAACAUUUUGGGUGUGCAGCAUUUAACGAUUGUAUCUAUGCUGUUGGCGGGUGUGAUGAUCUGAGUGAGUUACGUACUGUAGAAAUAUAUAACUUACGGGCAAAUUCGUGGAGACCGAGCAUUGAAAUGGCAUCAAGGCGAAGUAGGAAUAGUAAUUAUUCUGCAACAUUCAGUGAUCAUGAAGAUUUCCUUCAUUAA
This is a messenger RNA of Chelonus insularis, 987 nucleotides long. Its product is annotated as kelch-like protein diablo. The transcript has 3 exons. Bases 1 to 987 code for a protein of 328 amino acids. Gene Ontology annotation, molecular function: protein binding. Lineage: Eukaryota; Metazoa; Arthropoda; Insecta; Hymenoptera; Braconidae. The record is from RefSeq and is a predicted model, not a curated record.